CAGUAAGUGAUGAUGAAAAAUGUCAGUGUAUAUUAUUAUUAACGUUAUAGAUAUAUGAUAUAUUUUCUGCACAUACUUCAACCAAAAAAGAGAAGUGCUGAUGAAGUGCUUAUUUUUGUAUAAUAUGAAUUGACAUUUUUCAUUGCUAACUCCACAGUUUAAAAUUAUUUUUAACUCUUGUCAGAAAUAAUUAUGCUUCUAUGGGUGAAACUAGCGUAAAUGAAGGUAGUAUACAGUCCACAGCUAUGAGUAGUACGUGCAUGUACAUGCAUGAAUUUAGCAUAAUUGUACCUCAGUACACAAGAACUCACAAUCACACUAGUUGAGUCUUCCAGUUAAUAAACCAAAGUGUAUUGCACAAACAAAUGUAAAUUCUACCAUAUAGGAGAAUAGGUAGAGGUAUAUUUAUAUAGGUAUAGAACAGGGGUGGUUAACGUCUGGUCCGCGGGCAGUAUGCAGCCAGGAAAAUCACGUGAUCCGACCCACCAUGGUUGUUAUAGACAACUUGUACUGAAGUUAGUAUACAGUCCACAGCUAUGAUAUAGACAACUUGUACUGAGGGUAGUAUAAAGCCCACAGCUAUGAUAUAGACAACUUGUACUGAGGGUAGUAUAUAGUCCACAGGUAUGCUAUAGACAACUUGUACUGAGGGUAGUAUACAGUCCACAGCUAUGAUAUAGACAACUUGUACUGAGGGUAGUAUAAAGCCCACAGCUAUGAUAUAGACAACUUGUACUGAGGGUAGUAUAUAGUCCACAGGUAUGCUAUAGACAACAUGCUUGUACUACUUGCACUGAAGGUAGUAUACAGUCCACAGCUAUGCUAUAGACAACUUGUACUGAGGGUAGUAUAUAGUCCACAGGUAUGCUAUAGACAACAUGUUUGCACUACUUGCACUGAAGGUAGUAUACAGUCCACAGCUAUGAUAUAGACAACUUGUACUGAGGGUAGUAUAAAGCCCACAGCUAUGAUAUAGACAACUUGCACUGAAGGUAGUAUACAGUCCACAGCUAUGCUAUAGACAACUUGUACUGAGGGUAGUAUAUAGUCCACAGGUAUGCUAUAGACAACAUGCUUGUACUACUUGCACUGAAGGUAGUAUACAGUCCACAGCUAUGCUAUAGACAACUUGUACUGAGGGUAGUAUAUAGUCCACAGGUAUGCUAUAGACAACAUGUUUGCACUACUUGCACUGAAGGUAGUAUACAGUCCACAGCUAUGAUAUAGACAACUUGUACUGAGGGUAGUAUAAAGCCCACAGCUAUGAUAUAGACAACUUGCACUGAAGGUAGUAUACAGUCCACAGCUAUGGUAUAGACAACAUGUACUGAGGGUAGUAUACAGUCCACAGCUAUGCUAUAGACAACUUGCUUGUACUACUUGUACUGAAGUUAGUAUACAGUCCACAGCUAUGAUAUAGACAACUUGUACUGAGGGUAGUAUAAAGCCCACAGCUAUGUUAUAUAAAAUUUUCUUGUACUACUUGUACUGAGGGUAGUAUAUAGCCCACAACUAUGUUAUAGACAACUUGUACUGAGAAUAGUAUAUAGCGCACAGCUAUGUUAUAGACAACUUGCUUGUACUACUUGUACUGAAUUUGGUAUACACUCCACAGCUAUGUUAUAGACAACUUUACUGAGGGUAGUAUAUAGUCCACAGCUAUUCUGUAGACAACUUGAUUGUACUAAAAGUAGUCUACAGUCCAUAGCUGUUAUAGACAACUUGUACUGAAGGUAGUAUACAGUCCAUAGACUGUAGCUGUAGUCCAAAGACAGCUUGUACUGAAGGUAGUGUAUCGUUCUCAGCAAUGUUAUAGACAACUUGUACUGAACGGAAACAAAGCACAGGUAACUGUGACAGCCGCCAGGGUUAACCUUACCUCUAAUCCUGGAAUUUGACCAGCUCAGGAUAAACCUAAUCAGCCAUAACCUAAUCAGAAUAACUUGCAUUUUAAUCAGGUCAGAAUAAACUUCAUUUGAUAUCAGCAAGGAAGAUUGACAUGAGAUUUCAUGGCGCAUUACAGGCCGCUGAGGUCUUUGUGGACUCAAUAAUACCUACACAGGCCAGGUAUUGACUGGGUAGAAAUGUGGGUACAUUAGGCCGUGGUGAUAUUACUGACAGGGGCCUCGGACAGCUGGGUAGUCCCCCAGAUAGUGGUAGUCACCCCCCCCCCCCCCACACACACACACAUACAUGGAGAGAGGCUGUGUAUGUCAUCUUGCAUCCGCCAUCCGUCACCCAAUCAACACCGGCCUUGGUGCCCUAUCCCACCCACCCCCGGAAACCAACUGUCAAGUGUCUCGAGAACUUUCUGCUCUCCGUCGUGGGCUUGACUGUGAGGGAAACUUCAGAUCUGUCGAUUGUGAGAAGUGUUUGGUUCUCGCUAAUUACCCUCCCCCAUCACAACUGUGGCAGCCCCCACUACCCCCGGUCAGCUUGUUGAGCCACUAAUCAUGUCGGCCGUCCUCCAAAAUGAACGCUCUUCAUAACAAAUAUCUGGUUACCAUCACAAACGGUGGUGUCACCAAGACGGACGUCGUCAUAGUGGAUAUCUUCGCACUAAAACCAUUCACACAUGACAUGUCUUCGUCUUGAUACAACUACAGACCGGCUAUCUACAUGAUACAGCAGACCGGCUAUCUACGUGAUACAACUACAGACCGGCGAUCUACGUGAUACAACUACAGACCGGCUAUCUACAUGAUACAGCAGACCGGCUAUCUACGUGAUACAACUACAGACCGGCUAUGUACGUGAUACAACUACAGACCGGCUAUCUACAUGAUACAGCAGACCGGCUAUCUACGUGAUACAACUACAGACCAGCUAUCUACAUGAUACAACAGCAGACCGGCUAUCUACAUGAUACAACUACAGACCGGCUAUCUACGUGAUACAACUACAGACCGGCCAUCUACAUGAUACAGCAGACCGGCUAUCUACGUGAUACAACUACAGACCGGCUAUCUACAUGAUACAGCAGACCGGCUAUCUACGUGAUACAACUACAGACCGGCCAUCUACAUGAUACAGCAGACCGGCUAUCUACGUGAUACAACUACAGACCGGCUAUCUACAUGAUACAACAGUACACUGGCUAUCUACGUGAUAUAACAGCAGACCGGCUAUCUACAUGAUACAACAGUACAUUGGCUAUCUACGUCAUACAACAACAGACCGGCUAUCUACAUGAUACAACAGUACACUGGCUAUCUACAUGAUACAACAACAGACCGGCUAUCUACGUGAUACAACAGUACACUGGCUAUCUACGUGAUACAACAACAGACCGGCCAUCUACAUGAUACAGCAGACCGGCUAUCUACGUGAUACAACUACAGAUCGGCGAUUUACGUGAUACAACUACAGACCGGCGAUCUACGUGAUACAACAACAGACCGGCGAUCUACGCGAUACAAUAACAAACUAGCUUUCUAGGUGAUACAACAGUACACUGGCUAUCUACGUGAUACAACUACAGACCGGCUAUCUACAUGAUACAACAGUACACUGGCUAUCUACGUGAUAUAACAGCAGACCGGCUAUCUACAUGAUACAACAGUACACUGGCUAUCUACGUGAUAUAACAGCAGACCGGCUAUCUACAUGAUACAACAGUACACUGGCUAUCUACGUGAUACAACAACAGACCGGCUAUCUACAUGAUACAACAGUACACUGGCUAUCUACGUGAUAUAACAGCAGACCGGCUAUCUACAUGAUACAACAGUACACUGGCUAUCUACGUGAUACAACAACACACUGGCUAUCUACAUGAUACAACUACAGACCGGCUAUCUACAUGAUACAACAGUACACUGGCUAUCUACGUGAUACAACAGUACACUGGCUAUCUACGUAAUCCAGGAUCCACUCGGCAGUUUGUCAGUCAAAACUGCGACUGUGACUAUCAAUAUCUCUGUAUGUGUGUAUAAAAAUACGAAGAACAAACACUGUAGCAAGCCUUGAAUUUAUUAUUUUUACCAGGGUUAGCCCUAUGAUCACGAGCUUCAUUAGAACAGUUUCACCAGCGUUAGCCCUAUGUUCACAAGCUUCAUUAGAAGGACAGUUAUACCAGGGCUAGCCUUAUGUUCCAGAUUUUGUCCAGAAUGACAUUUGGCAAGUUUUCCGCAGCUUUCUCUGUAUUAGUCAUCAUACUGUCAGCACAAACGACGUCUGCAACCUCCACCGCCAGCUGCAGACAUAUAGAUGCCGCCUUCAGGUGGCGCAGCGUCAACCGCACCUACUUUUUCAGCGGCGACGAAGCCAUCGUGUUCAGCGACUACCACCACGCAGAGGAGGAUGUGGUGCCCGUGACGUCACUGGCACCUAAUUUCCCCUCCGACAUUGAAGCCGCCGUCGGUUGGUUUAAAAAAAACAGAAGUUUUUUCUUCAAAGGUUGCUAUGGCUACAUGUUGAACGAGAAGACGAGAAGACUGAGGCGGCACCGCCUGCGGCGCUACGGUCUGCCGUGUGACGUCGAUGCCGCCGAGCGCCUCAACUCCAGGGUCAUCCGGGUCUUCAAAGGGUGCACUUACUGGCAUUUGCAACGUCAACCCUUCCUUGCUGUUGAGGCUGGCGACAUCCGGGAUCUGGGUUUGCCCUGCCAUGUAGACGCAGCAAUCACGUGGGUAGACGGUAACGUCUACAUCAUCAAAGAUGACCUCAUGUGGACGAUAGCUCGACCGGCCGAGACCAGGCCCCUUGACGAGUGGAAUUUAUGUUCGUGGAAUAUUUGCCCUCGCAACGUGUCGAAUGUAUCCUUGAGAGACCCGGGGGCUGAAGCUAGCGACGUAGCUCUCACGUGCAACGGUGACCCACGGCUGUGCCAUUUGAACUUUGACCAAGUGACGCUGGCCGGGUCACAUAAUGCCGGGUCAGGCUUUGAUGGUGGAUUUGGGCUCUUUUUUGACUGCUGGGCGCGGAAUCAGGGCCUAUCUGUACUUCAACAGCUCCGGCAUGGGAUUCGAUUCCUGGACGUGGACACCAGCUGGCAACACUGCGGGCUCCUUGGAACAUUUCAUAGCUUUUUUUGUGGGGGGCCAGUCUGCAGGAUGCUGAAACAGGUCAAACAGUUUCUGCAAGAAAAUAGACAGGAAAUCGUUGCCAUCAACUUUAACCACGAGAUGCAAGACAUGGACAGAGUUAUGCCAGCUUUACUGCGUCAAGUGACCUCCCAGCUGGGUGUUUAUGUCAACACCGGCUAUCGUGAUGGAGGCACGUGGCCUACCCUGGGGCAGGCUGUUCUAUCCAAUAAACGUCUCUUCGUUUUUAUUGACAAGCGCGUGACGCAGUUUCCGGAGUACGCCACCGCCAAGUGGAUUCAUUCUGAAGACUUGCUGAAGAGUACCUGGCGUUCGGAUACUGCUGUUUCAGAGGGCGAUUGCACGGGAGUGCUGAGGGCCGCCGAUGACCAGUGUCGAUUGAAAGGCCUGGCGCCCAUCUUGGAAGUAUCGGUUCUGGGAUCCUCAACAAUCUGCGUGUCCUCCAUAGCCAAGGCCUGCCACCCGCUGCUUCACCAAGUUUCUCGUGCAUGUGCACACCACAGACAUGCGCAGAACAAAGCGCCCAACGUCUUGCUGGUGGACUAUCCGGAGAUGGCGGCCUCCGACUCGCAGUCAGUGGUGUCAGCAGCUUUUCACCAAAACCUGCGCAAUCUGGUCCAACUGUCAAGCCACGUGUGUCAUGUGUCGGUGGAUGCUGUCAUGUGGGACGGUGACACACAGCGAAACCACCGGGUGUACUUCUUCUCCGGCGACCGAGUGCUCACUUACAACUGGCAGUCCAGCCUACAGGAGUCUGCUGGGUCAAAUACAGAGUUCGCACUUCCUACCCAUAUUGAUGCUGGCUUUCAGUAUCUUAACGGGUCCAUCUGCUUUACUAGAGGAUGUGACGUCAUAUGUCGAGAGACGCUUACAUCCGGUUCUGUGAGUGUCACGAGUCUUAUGGACAUGGGGAUACCUUGCCAUGUGGACGCGGCAUUUAUAAAAGGAGACUUUACUCUUUUCUUUAAAGAAUGCCAGUACUGGAAGUCAUCUCGAAAUGUCUCUGACAUUGGUCCUCGACCGGUCACUGACUUCGGACCAUUGCCCUGCAACCUGACUGCCGCCUUUGUGGACCGGAAUGGUAUUUCGACUUAUUUCUUCAAGGGUGGGAACUAUUGGAACUACACAGAGGAGAGCGGCUUAUCCGGCCCAGCUGAUAUUCUGGACAACUGGUCCCUUGACCUUGUGCACUGUUCCCCUUUCAUUCUUUGACCAGAGCUUGAAAAUCGUUGACGAAUUAAAAAAAUUGAGUAGAACGUGCAUGUACAUGCAUGAAUUUAGCAUAAUUGCACCUCAGUACACAAAAACUCGCAAUCACACUAGUUGGGUCUUCCGGUUAUUAAACCAAAGUGUAUUGCACGAACAAAUGCAAAUUCUACCAUGUAGGAGAAUAGGUAGAGGUAUAUAGGUAUAUUUAUAUAGGUAUAGAGCAGGGGUGGUUAACGUCCGGUCCGCGGGCAGUAUGCAGCCCGGGAAAUCACGUGAUCCGACUCGCCAAGACUCUAACAAGGAAAAUCCAUUACGGAUAGACAGAACACGUACAAGCACAUUACGGGAUAGACACGUGUAACCAGGCCGCCCUGUUGGGAUAGGUAUGCUUCUCGUUGGUUGCCGCCACCUGUAGGGCGACUUUGGAGAAUUAGGUUUGUGACAUCCCCCCCUCUGCCCACAAGCCGAGGAGAAACCACUUCCGGUUUGAUGUUGGCGGAUGAUACACAUAGCGUUCUUCGACCAUGUCGACUCAUAAUAAUAAUAAAUGGUUGUCGACAUCACUGUUUGCCUUACUGUACAUUUCAGGCCUACAAGGGUCCAACAUAAUUCCUUCUUGGAUUUUCGAAGGAUGAGCAAAUGAAAAAGGUUUAGCUCGAAAAAA
Messenger RNA from Pomacea canaliculata, 6918 nucleotides. RefSeq lists its product as uncharacterized. The transcript is spliced from 8 exons. The record is from RefSeq and is a predicted model, not a curated record. Lineage: Eukaryota; Metazoa; Mollusca; Gastropoda; Architaenioglossa; Ampullariidae. Gene Ontology annotation, molecular function: phosphoric diester hydrolase activity. Gene Ontology annotation, biological process: lipid metabolic process. The coding region runs from base 4089 to 6257 and encodes 722 amino acids.